This is a messenger RNA of Alnus glutinosa, 2099 nucleotides long. RefSeq names its product probable inositol transporter 2. Gene Ontology annotation, cellular component: membrane. Gene Ontology annotation, molecular function: myo-inositol:proton symporter activity. The transcript is spliced from 6 exons. Gene Ontology annotation, biological process: transmembrane transport. The coding region runs from base 152 to 1876 and encodes 574 amino acids. The record is from RefSeq and is a predicted model, not a curated record. Lineage: Eukaryota; Viridiplantae; Streptophyta; Magnoliopsida; Fagales; Betulaceae.
ACGCAGUCCCCCGGAAACACUCCCUCUACGGCUCUACCCACGUUCUAAACAGUAAACUCCCCCGCUCUGUUUCUCUUCUAUUUUCUCGGAAAACAUCCCAAACAGCCAAACAGGAGAGCUCUCUCUGUUUGGAGAGUGAAAAGGAGCAGUAAUGGAGGGAGGCAUCCCCGUGACUGAUACAUCAGCUUUCAGAGACUGCUUCUCUCUGGCAUGGAAAAAUCCUUAUGUUCUUCGCCUCGCUUUCUCCGCUGGGAUUGGUGGCCUUCUCUUUGGCUACGACACAGGAGUGAUAUCAGGGGCUCUUCUUUAUAUCAGAGAUGACUUCAAGGAUGUUGAUAGAGAGACUUACUUACAGGAGAUGAUAGUGAGCAUGGCAGUUGCAGGAGCAAUAGUUGGAGCUGCUAUUGGUGGAUGGUUGAACGACCGCUUUGGAAGGAGAAGCACAAUCUUAAUAGCAGACUUCCUCUUCUUUGUAGGAGCUGUGAUCAUGGCUGCUGCCAACAGCUCACCUGUUCUCAUUGUUGGACGUAUUUUUGUGGGAUUUGGGGUUGGAAUGGCAUCAAUGACUUCCCCUCUGUACAUUUCUGAAGCUUCCCCUGCAAAAAUCCGCGGUGCCCUUGUUAGUACCAAUGGAUUUCUUAUAACUGGAGGCCAGUUCCUUUCCUACCUUAUCAACUUGGCCUUCACCAAGGCACCUGGGACGUGGCGGUGGAUGCUUGGAGUUGCAGGACUUCCUGCUCUGAUUCAAUUUGUGUUAAUGCUGCUUCUUCCAGAGUCGCCCCGUUGGCUAUACCGCAAGGGACGGGAAGAAGAAGCAAAAACCAUACUAAGGAAAAUAUACUCAGAAAAUGAGGUAGAAGAAGAGAUCCAUGCUCUAAAGGAAUCGGUCGAUGCUGAGAUCGAGGCAACAGGGUCUUCUGGCAAGAUUUCCUAUGCUGAACUCUGGAAAACCAAAACAGUAAGAAGAGGACUAAUUGCUGGAGUUGGCCUUCAGGUGUUCCAGCAGUUUGUGGGCAUUAACACAGUUAUGUACUACAGCCCCACCAUAGUUCAAUUGGCUGGAAUUGCAUCUAAUGAAACUGCACUCCUUCUCUCACUCAUUACUUCUGGCCUCAACGCUUUCGGCUCCAUCAUCAGCAUCUAUUUUAUUGAUAGGACUGGGAGGAAGAAACUUCUAAUUAUCAGUUUAUGUGGCGUUAUACUUUCACUUGGGCUUUUAUCAGGGAUAUUUCAUGAUACUUCGACUCAUUCACCAUUGGUUGCGCCAACAGUAACAUCUCAGUUCAAAAACUACACCUGCCCGGAUUACAGUUCGGCUGUAAAUGCCAAUCGUUGGAGCUGUAUGAAGUGUUUGAAGGCUUCAUCUCCAUCAUGUGGGUUCUGUGCCUCGAGUACUAAUAAGCUAUGGCCAGGGGAGUGUUUGAUCUCAAUUGACACUGUGAAGGAUAUGUGCCAUGGACAAGACAGGCUAUGGUACACCAGAGGCUGUCCAAGCAAAACUGGAUGGCUUGCACUUGUUGGCUUGGGACUUUACAUCAUAUUCUUCUCUCCUGGAAUGGGAACCGUCCCAUGGAUUGUCAACUCUGAGAUCUAUCCUUUAAGGUAUCGAGGCAUCUGUGGAGGAAUUGCUGCCACUGCAAACUGGGUCUCAAACCUCAUUGUUGCACAGUCCUUCCUGACUUUAACGACUGCAAUUGGGACUUCCUGGACAUUCCUACUAUUCGGGGUCGUUUCUGUUGUGGCCCUGUUCUUCGUCUUGAUAUGCGUCCCUGAAACGAAGGGGCUCCCGAUCGAGGAGGUGGAGAAGAUGCUGGAACUGAGAGCUUUGCACUUCAGGUUCUGGGAGAAAAGCCCUCAGACAGUUGAAAAUAAGUAGGAAGUUCUAUAUGUUGAGAUUUGAAUAGGGAGUCCUGGAUAUUGCAUAACUGAGUUUCUAAUAAUACAUUCAAGGUCUAUAUAUAUUGAGAUCAGCGUGUAUGAUUGCAUUACCUUGUCCAAACAGACCUUGAAAAACUGGGGUUUGAGGGAAGAAGGAAAUCUAUAAAUUUACAUGUGUAUUGACUUAAAAGAGUUAGAAUGGUUGAAAUCUCUUUUUACUA